CUGUCGAGACCAGAGGCAGUUGAACAAAUCAGGACCCCGCAUUCCCUCGUGGGGUGAUCCAAAUAACUAUCUGGCGCGCUUAGUUUGCUGUAUGUGUUUGUUUACCCGCACCGGAAGGUCGCAAGAACCCGAGUUGGUGCAUUUCAACGUCCAUCCAACUUCAAAGUGAUCUUGGUGUGAGAAUAGAUGGCAUGGCUGGACAAGGAAUCAAGAAGACUACCCGCAGUCGUGGAGCAUGCUCGGCCUGCAGAGCACGAAAGCAUCAGUGCAGUGGAGAGCAACCCAAAUGCGCACAAUGUGGCAUCAAUAACGUGACAUGCCAAUGGCCGCAACAACAGAAACGUGGUCCACCGAAAUACUAUAUCGUAACGAUGGAGAAGCGCUUGAUGCAGACCGAGAGGGCUCUCUGCGCCUUGAUGACCCAAGUGUCAGACGACCAGCUGUUCUCCGCAUUCUCUCAACUUGACCAAAGCGAUUGCCAACCAGAUCCCUCUGCAGCGGCACAGUCCAACGGCAAUGUACUUGAUUCAGUCAAAACUUACCACUCUGGGCCCGUUUACUGGGGGAACUACCCGCUCAAUUCCGCGCAAGACGUCAAGCGUUGGUUCCAAGCCCGGGCAUCGGGAGCCACCAACAUUACCGGAAGCCAACGACCUCAGUCCAUCGAAAUUGAUCUGGAAGACAGCGGCGCUAUCCAAAGUGACACCGAUACGAGUCACCGGAAUGAUUUGGAAGAGGCAGAUGGCACUGUUGGUAUAGUCAGUAUCGGAGCGGGCCAAGAUGGAACAAAGGGUCGCCAAACUACCUCGAGAGGACCGGGCGAGAACACUGGACAAGAAGAUACAGCGAGUGCAACGACAAAGCUUAGUCUUGUAAGGCAAAACUUGAUGGUUGGCGUUGCUAACAACUUCAACGCAAGCUCAGCACCCACGCGCAUUGUUCCAGGACCGGAAGAUCACGAGAGCUACGAAAGCGCGUUUCUUUGGUAGCAGAAAGCCUCGAAUGGCCGAGGCUAACUCAUUGUUUGGACACUUCAGCAUGAUGUUCGUGUUCAAACAGGAACCAUCGAGCCCUGGUUUGAGCACCCACGCAUGCCACUGUCGGUGCUUUGUCGCUUCCAUAUGGUGCAGCGUUCACUUAUCCCACGGAGAGUCCAGCCGUUCAUAUCUAGUUGUUUUGACCUGCUCCCCAACGUCGCUUAACCCUGGAUGGUGAUCCGGUGCCGCACAUCAGGCCAAACCCGUAGUCGGCGGAGUAUUCUUUCCCCGCAACACCCUCCCCCAUCCC
Molecule: messenger RNA, 1287 nt
Organism: Colletotrichum navitas
Lineage: Eukaryota; Fungi; Ascomycota; Sordariomycetes; Glomerellales; Glomerellaceae
Exons: 4
Coding region: 192-989 (265 amino acids)
Biological process (GO): regulation of DNA-templated transcription
Cellular component (GO): nucleus
Molecular function (GO): zinc ion binding; DNA-binding transcription factor activity, RNA polymerase II-specific
Source: RefSeq, a predicted model, not a curated record